UCCACCAAUGGCGGGGCGCGCUUUUUACAAACUGCCGCGAGUCCAGGAAGUUGACAGCCCUCCUCCGUGAGAAAGAACCGAACAAGGGAUCUUUAAAUUCCAACAAAACGCCCGGAAAACCAAAACAUUUGGAUUUCACUUGAUCAGAGACUUCACUGGACGGCCAGAAGGAAGUAACAGCGGCCAUUUUGUAUUUUUAAAUUCUUCAUCACCACCCUCUUCCUUCAUCAUCAUGGAUUCCCCUUCAGUCCUCCGGCAGCAAAGUCAGAACAAAAUCCACAGUGACUUUCUGAGAAUGAAGAAUGAACAUAACAAAAUCCUAGUGAACCAGAAACCUUCCAAACCUGUGUCUGCACCUCAUCUUUCUAAACAAGACAAUGAGAACAAAGAUCCAGGACGUUCAGACACGGGCAGAAAGGCAGCUGUGCGACCAGCUGUAAGCAGAUUACCAGUGCUCGCUAAGUCUCUUCAUCUUCAGACUCCAAUUGACUUCAGACAAUCACACUGUAGAUGGGAGGAGAAACCUCUGGCUGGCAAAGCUAAGAAGAAAAAGCCGUGCACCAGGCCUGUGCCUUUUAACCUGUCGCAGCCAAAGAGUUCAACAACCAGCGAAAACCCACAGCCCGGUGCUCAUGCUGUCCAACCUGAAAUCAAUGUAGGCAAAGUCCGUCUCAGGACCCAAAACAUAAAUUCAAAACCUACUAAACAUUCAAGUAUGUCAAGCAUCCAUGUGGAUUCAACACAUAAGUCUCAUGGAAAGGCUACAGAUAAAAUAUCCCACCUGUCAGGACAGUCCCAGCCUCCUAGCACUUUCAAGACUUCAGCCACUUUGUCCAAUCCUCGAUCAGCCUUUCAUAAUAACGCUCUGCAUCAGAACAGUGCUGAUCCUUGUGCACAGUCUGCUCUUAGUGCAGAGACCUGUUUGGAAAACAUGAACCGGCUCAGCCUCAAAGAUCCAACCAAGUCAUCAUAUGCUGCCCAGAACACGCAGCUGACCACACAGGUGAAAUCUUCAAAGAGUUCAACUGGGGAGAACUUCCAGCCAGACCACGCAGCUUUCCUCAGUAUCCUCCGGAAUGAGGGCGUAAGCACCACAGCUCUGGGAUCUGCAACUCCACAGUCCAAACAAUAUAACUGUCUGCCUCUGCGAGUGUCUAUCAUGAAGAGUCGAUCAAAAGCUGCAGCAACCACAGGAUUAGAAAAGUUGGUGCAGUUUUCCCCCGACACCGCCGCUCUGCAAAGUAUCCUCCAGAACCAGGGGGUGAAUGCUGGAGGGCUCGUAGGUGCCACGCCUGGAAAGUCUGUCUGUCCAUCAGGCCGAGGCACUUCCAUCUACACAGCUCAGAGAGUACCAAUUAGGAAAAAUCUCACAGAGGCGACUGGUGGACCAGUGGUUGCACUCAAAGAGACUCCCCAGAGGAAAUGGACUCCACAGAGAAUCCGCGACACCCGUCAUCAGCCCAUAUCAGCUAUGCAGUCACCAUAUACCAACACCCCAGGUCUGAGGAGUUGCAAAACCAACCUUCAACCACACCAGGAGGAGAUCGUGCAGAGAUUGUUUGACGAUCAAGAGGAGCAGAACACUGACAAAGAUCCUGAGACACAAACAGAGCAGCUCCCAGUUCAAGCUUUAAGCACUAAACCCCACUGUGAAGAAAAGGGAGAGUCAAGCAGAACUAACAGCAGUGAGGAUGACGAGGAGCAGAGGGUGGCAGGUGUAAAGCUGUUCCUCCAAGCACCACAAAGAGAGUCUGUCAUUUUUUUCUCAACAUGCAAAAAGCUGGUCAGAGCUCCACUCUUUGAGAAGAGCUCAUCUGAUCAGGAUCAGCAUGUUCCGGUUUCAUCAGAACAGAGAAAUGUGCUGCCGCUGCAUGAAGUCAUGUCAUCUGUGUCAGAACCAACCUGUCAGAUCAACGCGUCUGUUCAGAGUCUGCGCAGAGACCUUAUUGCUCAGAAGACUCACAAUCUGAGUCCUGUGGUGGCGUUGCUGCGGAAGCGUCUUCCUCCUCUGGAGGAGCUGCGUAUGGAUGAGGAGGUGGCCACCUACACCUCAGUGUCUGUCCCCGCUGCUCCCGGGUUUGUUCCCCCUCGACCUCGCUGUAGAAACCCACUGGCCUCCGUCCUGCACUUUGAAGAGUCCUCUAGAUUUGUCCCAAUUGGCUUUGAUCUCCCCUCUGGUUCUUCUUCUCCACACGGCUCUGCACAACAGGAGAGAUGAUCUGCACUACAACUACAGUAUUUGUUUUUUACUGAGAAAAUCCAGAGAUGUUAAGCUGAAACUAAUGUACUGACGAGACUUUGUUUAAUGGAGAUGAUGUUUGUCCAACACUGAUGCACGCCAGCCUUAAUACAGGUCCAAAGAAUGCUGCUGGUGUCAUUUUUUUGAAACCACAAAUCUUUUUUUCUUAAAAAUUGUAUUAUUACUUUCAAUAGAUGAUUUCUAAAAGAGGUUAUAUCUGUACAAUGACAGAUCUUUCAUACUGGAGUGUUUAUGACAUGAACAACUGAAUGUUGGAAAAGUAAAUGUUAUAAAAGGUCAAUGAAGGCACUGGACCUCAUUAGUGUUAUAGAUGUAGAUUACUUAUAGAUUCGUGUUUCAGAGUAUUUUCAGAGAAUUGAUUUUCAAAUAAUGGUUUGUUAUUUGGAUUUUUUAAUGAGGACUGAAUAUUAAAGUUCUUAUUGUACAGUGUAAUAAAUGUAUAUAUGUCACUGGAGAGCCUUGUGUCAUUUUGGGGAUUUCCAACCUCAGUAGUUUAAAGGGAC
Molecule: messenger RNA, 2763 nt
Organism: Paralichthys olivaceus (Japanese flounder)
Lineage: Eukaryota; Metazoa; Chordata; Actinopteri; Pleuronectiformes; Paralichthyidae
Source: RefSeq, a predicted model, not a curated record